GCCAAUCACGCACUCCCUUCCUCUCUGCACAGUCCCUCUUACGCAAGCCCCUCCCCCAGAGACGCCACCCUCCAGGUGACCCGGCCUCUGUCUUGCAUGGCGUAGCGCAGAACCUCGCAAGAACCCUUCGUCAUCAUCAAUCAGGUCACACGCUCUCUUUUCUUCCUCGCACCAAACAACAAACACCAUCAAUUCUCCAACUCAAUCGCUUUCUCUUUGAUAUCCUUCAUUCAAGAGUUUCGAACGCUCUCUACUACACAACAAUGUGUUCCGCCGACUUCUUCCUCGCUUUCCUCGCCAUUCUCUUCCCCCCACUGCCCGUCUGGGUAAAGUGCGGUCUCUGCAGCGCCGACUCACUCAUCAACAUCCUUCUCUGCUGUCUCGCCUACAUCCCCGGCCUUAUCCAUGCAUGGUACAUCAUCGCCAAAUAUCCUGAGCCGCCCUACGAGUACGAGGCCUUGCCACAUGAUCGUGAGGGUAACCGCGUUACCUACGUCUACGUUCAGUGCCCGCCAGGCCCUCAUCAGCACAGCCACGGCCACCCCCAGAACCAGCAGCCCAAGCCCCAACCCCAACCUCAUCAUGGUGGUGCUAGCAACAACAAUAACAGCAUGAACUACGGCACUCAGAACGCUGGCGGUUCUUCUCGUCCUGCGCCUCAGCAGCAUGGCGUGACAAAUAACGGCGAGGGUAGUUCUGAAAGCCAGGGUGUGCCACCUUCCUACGCCGACGUCGUCGCUGGAGAUCACAAGAUUCAGUCCAAGGAUUAAACGCUCCGCCACAUGUUCCCUUUUACACGAUACGGAAACACGGCACCGAGAUGGCUUCGUAUCCAUUUCUUCGAAAUUCCAGCGACUUGUUAGAAUUUUGCGAGGCCUUUCACAACAACAAGCGGGUCCUAAAGGACUUGGGUGAGAUGGCCGAGUUGGUUAUGGCGCCAGGUUAAGGUUAACCUUAACACCAAUUUCCUGGUGGAGCAAUCCUCCUGGGUUCGAGUCCCAGUCUCAUCAAUGAGUUCCAUUUUUUACAUCUUCUUUCGAUGUUCUUUUUGCUGGAGGGUCUUGGGACAAUGGGGUUAUCGGUUACUGAAUCAUGGGUGCUGCGACGAGGAACUCGGCUCCAUACAGGCGCCUGCGUAUUCUCCACUUCACAAUAAUUAUAUCAGGAGUUACUGAACGUCGGAUUUGGUUGGAUUCAUGCGUUUCUAGUAUGAUGAUUCGGUAUGGAUAUCGGACGCAUUUCAGCUUGUUUGUGGUAAUUAGACUUACUUUCGUAGGCUUGAGCUUUGAAGGCUUGUUUCUAGGCUGUUCUACGAGGUAUAUGAAAUUUUCUGGACAAGGUGGUUUAUGAAGACCUGUUCAAACAUUCUUCGUUCUGUAAAAACAUUGUGUACGUGAAUACUUCUAACCGUUACAUCUCCAUUGGGAGUAUCACAUAUAUGAGUGAAUAGAAUAGAGUAAAGGUUGUGUGUGUUAUAACCUCCUAUAAUGACCUAAUCCUCUAUACUUAUAUAUUGUACAACUAAAUCCAGCCCCUUGAACUCCAAAUCCACGACCAGACAUCUAACAAGACGUCAGGCAUAAAAAGUAACACCCAACGUGAGAACAAAGCGGAAGUAAAAGUUAAAUUGUCAUCAUCAUGGACGCCAUGCACCGAGCCGCAGCGCAGCGCAGCUGUUUUUCUACAUUCGAUCAUUGGAUCCCCUUUCGAUCCUUUAGCACAUGGGUAUCGAGACUCCUCUCCAUUUCCGUCUAAGCAAAAUGCUUUCUUUGUAUCCGUCCCCAUUUGAAAGCGUUGUUUUUUGUCAUGAUCAUAAAAGGUGCCCAAAUGUCUUUGCCCUUUUUCAUUUCCGUAAAAAGUUUUACGCCAUCUCUUGGAAAAUGCGUAAAAGACUCCUCACACCCGUCAAGGCGUUCUCGUCAGGUCCUUGGCCGGGGGUCCAUUCGGCGUGGGCAAAGUCAAUGAGUUUUAGGGAGUAUAUUUGUGGCAGGGAGGCUUCGAGGUCCGAGUCUUCGUCUAGCUCGUCUUCGUCGUCCAGAGCGAUGCCGCUAUCAACCCUCUUGGUAGUUCGAGCUGCUUGGCCGAUACCUGCCUCUGCGUCGAUGAGUGCGUUGUUCUCUUCAAUAGCGCUUCGGAGAGCUUGGCCGUCGCCCUCGAAGAUGAAAAGUAGUGAAGACGAGUACAUUCGGCUUUCAUGACGUGAGAGAAUCUCCUCAACUCUCUGUAAAUCUCGGACAAAGGCUGCGCAAACGGCCUUGCCGAGAUCUUCAUCAAUGCCAGCGUUUUUGUUGAAGAUGAAUUUUCGGAACUCAUCAACGACGUUUUCUUGAGUGACUGUUGUUCGACCAUAAUCCUUAUCGUAGAUCUUGUAGUUUUCCUCGUCCAGUUCCGAAGCAUCUUCUGACCCGCGGUAGACCCGCAUUCCCGCUAUCCGGAAUCCCAAGCUACCGUGUGUCGUCUCAGCCGAGAUCUUGUCGAAGCGCUGCUUUUUUUGUUGAGGGGCAUCGUCGGCCCAGAGUCUUACUCCCAACUUGACAUCGAGGAUAUUGGGGUUCUUGAAACCAAAGGUAGCAUUAUCCAGCACAACCGCCUUAUCGGUCUUGAUCUUGUUAUCCUUGGCCGGCACCCAAGCACCGCCUUCUUUUUGUUGUGUCGCUGUAGCAUGAGCAACCUGUUCAGCAACCGAAGCGACAAUCUCUUCUUUUGACGUCUUGAGGUCUCCGGCAUGGGAGAUAACACCUGCAACAGCCUCGUCUAUUGUCUUCUCAGUGGGAUCGGUAAGCAAGAGGGAUCCCAUAAACAAUGGCAUAAUAUCGGCGAACUCGGGAUGUCUUCGAUUGGCAGACUGGUAGAAAUCGAUCUCGGACUGUGUGCAAGGCUUGAUGAAUAGUUCGCCAUCGGGAGUACAAAGCGUGCCGGCACUUAAGUCAUCGAAAUUAGCAUGAUGCAGAUGAAGCGCGGGGGUGGCAUUGUGACGCAAAUAUGUCAAGCCAGAGCAACAGAGGCGCUCUCAAGGGAGAACAAAUCACUCGGAUGAGAAGCGCAUAUGCAAUGCGAAAAGGAUCAAUAGACUUACUGGCCGGCGACAGCGUAGUUGUAAUCGCGAAGCUCUUUGCGAUCAGGCAUUUGUUUUGAUCCCAUCAUAGUUCGUGGGAUUGUGAGUGUGGCGGUGGGCUCGCGCCGGUCUUCGGUGUAACAGCCGUAAAAGGUGCUUGCUUGAUAAGAAGAGAGAGGGAAAAGGGCAAUCAAUGUUGGAAUAAAAGAAGCGAUCAAGGUCCGGAAGCGACUGGCGAAGGAGAGUUAUAGAAAUGUCGAGGGGUGAGGCGGUGAAGAAGCCUGUGGAGAGAUGCGCGGUUGUUGAAAGGAAUUGGACUGGACUUUGAAGCUGAAGGCUGGAGCAAACGAUGGAUUCGAGGGCGUGGCUCAGUUCGCAGGGUAGGGUGAGUAGCGUAGUAGUCGAGUCCGGAGGGGUCAGCUCAGCGCAAGGCGAAGCGUUAGGGACCAGUGCUUAAGUAGGUUUGAUUUGAGUGGAGCGCCAAGUGAGACAAGUUUUUGAGAGGAAAGAAGAUAGAAAAAUGGCCACUAUAGAUAGGAUAUAGGAUAUAGAUGAAUAGGGAAAGAAAAGAUAUUCCUGAAAUCAGUGUCAAGUACGAUGAGGUAUUCCAAGAAAUUCAGGGGCGCAGAAAGCGAGAAUUCAAGGAGAGAGAGAAGAAAAAGGACUGAUCAGCACAGGAUCAACCCCCAGUCUUGUCUGUCUUGGUCAAGGUGCGACACGUCAAGGCACAAGGAGACGAGUUUGUUCAGAGGGGAUGGUUCCGCUUCGUCCGCAGAUACAAGGGCGCUUGUGCUAUACUUGCUGCUUUGAGUUGCAGUAGGUAAAUAAAAUGGAGAGAUCCGAGUGGCGAUUUUGUAUGUAAUUUUUGUAGUCCCCAAGCCUUGGUCAGCGUUUGUGGCGGAUGUAACGGACCAGUGGGAAAUUGGAGGAUGAUGUGAGGCCAAC
Messenger RNA from Fusarium odoratissimum NRRL 54006, 4000 nucleotides. RefSeq lists its product as uncharacterized. Lineage: Eukaryota; Fungi; Ascomycota; Sordariomycetes; Hypocreales; Nectriaceae. The record is from RefSeq and is a predicted model, not a curated record. Gene Ontology annotation, molecular function: ubiquitin protein ligase binding. Gene Ontology annotation, cellular component: fungal-type vacuole lumen; fungal-type vacuole membrane. Bases 264 to 770 code for a protein of 168 amino acids. Gene Ontology annotation, biological process: endosome transport via multivesicular body sorting pathway. The transcript has 2 exons.